GCACCGGAGAUCACGGACUCCCGUCACGCGGCUCAUACCCGUUGCCAAGAAGGGCAAACAUCUCUGCAGCGGAACCGAUCACUCUGGCAUGGCGUGCCGUUCGCGGCCAUAUAAAGCCAGCCCAAUGGCUCCCGUACAUUGACGCUUGUCAGCAUCUUCCACGUCUGACGCUCCUUUUUGCGGGGGAGGAACCAUCAUAAGUUACAUCACGCCAAAGAAGAAACGCCAAUGACCUGAUUUAAUCGGGCACUUUUACUCGACUGGACAUGUCAGCUUCAACGAUAGCGUCGAGGUCUGUGACGACUCUCUGGUUAAUUAAUACGGAAUCAAUGACGGCGACCCGCUCUAGCAAUGGGUUUUACAUGUCAGAUCCAGCAGAACCUUGCUUCAAACGUUUCGAAGCCCUCUAUCUUUAUAUACAGGCAGUCGGCAAACAGCCACUGAUCUGCCACAAAGACGCGUACUUUCAGACAGAGUACGAAGCGUGUAUAGAUUGUUUAUACGACACACUAGACAUUGCAAAAACCUACAUACCCGAGGAGAUUGAGCCAAAAUUCAAAGACUAUCGUGACUAUUGCAGCGGCAGACCUUCAGACUGGACGUACGCACCGUCACAACUGACUACCGUCACCCGCGCGUACUGGGGAUCCCUUACAGAUUGGUAUGGUAACGUGGUGCCGGGGAACAUCCAGACGAUCACGGCGACGGAGUUCAAGGGUACAUACAGCACUGCUACGGGUAGCACGUCAACCUGGGGGGUUCCGUCAGAGACGUCAAUUGGAACUGGAACAGGAGAUACAGGACCAAUACCAGGGAACUCGGCAUGGAUAGCGGGACCAGUCAUUGGCGUGAUCACAGCCAUCAUGCUCGUCCUUGGCGCGCUUUGGUUUCUGAGGCGACGGAGGCAGCGGGUGGUUGAUAAAGAGGAGUCAAUGGCGAAUGAUGUUAGUACUGGUGGUACUGGCCGCGGGGGUUACGGCCAAGAGGAAUAUGAAAAGCCACAGCUCCAUUCGGAUUGUAUCCCGCAUCGAAUCAUCAUGGAGCUCGAAGGAUCGUACCCGAUUUCGCCACUGCCUAUGAGCCCUGCGUCCGAGAUGACUGCAAACGAAGUUCCUGCUCAAGAGCUCUCGGUCCCGGGUAGUCAGCAUGUUGAAGGGGUAACGGAGAAGAAUAGCUCUGCGAGACCAGAGAGCCCAGUUCUUGGAUGAAUAAGGUUUUUGUUUUCAACCAUUUCAUAUUUGAUACGAGAAUCCAAUCAUACCAACGAAGGUCUCCUCAGUUUUUCGGCAAAGUAGGAGCUGAAA
Molecule: messenger RNA, 1304 nt
Organism: Colletotrichum godetiae
Lineage: Eukaryota; Fungi; Ascomycota; Sordariomycetes; Glomerellales; Glomerellaceae
Exons: 3
Coding region: 267-1208 (313 amino acids)
Source: RefSeq, a predicted model, not a curated record